This is a messenger RNA of Camelina sativa (false flax), 489 nucleotides long. The record is from RefSeq and is a predicted model, not a curated record. Lineage: Eukaryota; Viridiplantae; Streptophyta; Magnoliopsida; Brassicales; Brassicaceae.
AUGGAAGGAAAUGGUAACAUAACUCAUCAACAGCCUUCGUCAUCUUCUUCCCUCUAUGGCUCCUCGUCGUCUCCUGCUUCAGCCCUUGAGCUUUUAAGAACCGGAGUUAAUGUUUCUUCAAGAUCAGGGAUUAACUCGUUCAUGCCUCCCGGUCCAAUGAUGGAUUCAAACACUGUGCUUUACACUUCUUCAGGGUUUCCAACAAUGGUAGACUACAAGCCAAGUAAUCUCUCCUUCUCUACCGAUCAACAAGGGCUUGGACACAACAACAACAAUAGGUCCGAAGCUCACAAUGAUCAUCAUCAGGGUAGAGUUUUGUUUCCAUUUGGGGAUCAAAUGAAGGAGCUUUCAUCAAGCAUAACACAAGAAGUUGAUCAUCAUGAUAAUCAACAACAGAAGAGUCAUGGAAACAAUAAUAAUAACUCAAGUCCUAGUAAUGGAUAUUGGAGUGGGAUGUUCAGUACAACAGGAGGAGGAUCUUCAUGGUGA